AUGGACCAAUUGAACCCAAAAGAGCAGCAGCAGUUCCAGCAGCUUGUUGAGCAGAAGCAGAUGAAGGACUUUAUGCGUCUUUAUUCCAACCUCGUUGAGCGUUGUUUCAGCGACUGUGUCAACGACUUCACCUCUGAAAAGCUAUCAUCAAAGGAGGAAUCGUGUGUGUUGAAGUGCUCUGAAAAGUUCCUCAAGCAUUCGGAAAGAGUCGGUCUUAGAUUCCAAGAGCAGAACGCUGCUUUGACUCAGCAGAUGCAAAGACGUUGA
Messenger RNA from Williopsis jadinii, 267 nucleotides. It is a transcript of the gene TIM9, whose product is annotated as protein transporter TIM9. The coding region runs from base 1 to 267 and encodes 88 amino acids. The record is from RefSeq and is a predicted model, not a curated record. Lineage: Eukaryota; Fungi; Ascomycota; Saccharomycetes; Phaffomycetales; Wickerhamomycetaceae. The transcript has a single exon.